This is a messenger RNA of Cladophialophora yegresii CBS 114405, 279 nucleotides long. RefSeq lists its product as uncharacterized. The record is from RefSeq and is a predicted model, not a curated record. The coding region runs from base 1 to 279 and encodes 92 amino acids. Lineage: Eukaryota; Fungi; Ascomycota; Eurotiomycetes; Chaetothyriales; Herpotrichiellaceae. The transcript has 2 exons.
AUGCCUUCCGCAACGACUUCGUCCUCUAAGAAAUCCUCCAUCUCGCCGAAACCACGCCAUCCUCCUCCUCCCAAUUGGGCGCCCAAGCACGAUGCCUUUGUCCGAGAGAAAGCCCGCCACGGCGAGGACCCAGAGAGUAUCCGCAUCCUAUUCGAGGUCGAAUUCCCCGGCGUUAACGCGAGUAAGGCCUGGAUCGGCGAGAGGAUGAAGGGGAGCAAGGUGGAAAUGGGUAUAGAUGAGAAGGGCGUGGGCAUGGCUAUCGUUGCGCAUUGGCUAUAG